Pistacia vera is the source of this 960-nucleotide messenger RNA. Its product is annotated as abscisic acid receptor PYR1-like. Bases 1 to 660 code for a protein of 219 amino acids. Gene Ontology annotation, cellular component: cytoplasm; nucleus. Gene Ontology annotation, molecular function: signaling receptor activity; protein phosphatase inhibitor activity; abscisic acid binding. NCBI's taxonomy places the organism in Eukaryota, Viridiplantae, Streptophyta, Magnoliopsida, Sapindales, Anacardiaceae. The record is from RefSeq and is a predicted model, not a curated record. The transcript has a single exon. Gene Ontology annotation, biological process: abscisic acid-activated signaling pathway.
AUGGACAUCAAACCUGAGACUGAGACCGAAAUCUCUUCUUCAAUGGCAAACCCUAACCCUAACCCAGAAACACAACCAACGUACACCGUUCAUCACUUAACGACUCCGCCCGGGUUAACCCAGGACGAGUUUGAUGAGCUAAAAGAACACGUCGUGGAGUUCCACACGUACCAACUAAGCCAAAACCAAUGCUCCUCUCUGCUAGCGCAGCUCAUAAACGCCCCGGACGACGUCGUAUGGUCGAUAGUGAGGCGUUUCGACAAGCCCCAGGCAUACAAACACUUCAUCAAAAGCUGUUCCGUGGCAGACAACUUCCAAAUGGUUGUGGGGUCCACCAGGGACGUUAACGUCAUUUCGGGGCUACCGGCGGCGACCAGCACGGAGAGGCUUGACAUUCUGGACGACCAGAGACGGGUGGCGGGGUUUAGUAUUAUCGGAGGUGAACAUAGGUUGAGGAAUUACAGGUCCGUGACAACGGUGCAUGGUUUCAAGCGGGACGGCAGGAUCUGGACCGUUGUUUUAGAAUCUUACGUCGUUGAUGUGCCUGAAGGGAACACCGAGGACGACACGCGUCUCUUUGCAGAUACGGUGGUGAAGUUAAACUUGCAGAAGCUGGCAUCUGUCGCUGAAGGGUUGGCACGGGAUGGUCAGGUGACAUGAAAGCAAAAGAAAAAGAAGAAAGCAAAAAAAAUUUCAAAAUCCAAAAAAUGCUGCUGCUUUUUUUUCAUUUUCUUUUCUGUUCUGUGAUUAUUUCUUUUUCUUCUUUUUUUUUUUAAUUUAAUUUUUUUAAAGCUGUUGUGAAUCACCGGAAAUAUCCUUCUUGUCAAUAGUUUUGACUGAUCUGCCACGUGAUUUCACAUGUAUAAUGUUGGAAUUACGAUUACAAUGAAAUGGCAUUUGAGUCAAUGGCCAAUGCAUGUGUACAGAAAUGUUUAAUUCACGCUUAAUUAUCUUAAUUGG